This is a messenger RNA of Vicia villosa (hairy vetch), 776 nucleotides long. RefSeq lists its product as uncharacterized. Lineage: Eukaryota; Viridiplantae; Streptophyta; Magnoliopsida; Fabales; Fabaceae. The transcript is spliced from 5 exons. The record is from RefSeq and is a predicted model, not a curated record. Gene Ontology annotation, biological process: endoplasmic reticulum to Golgi vesicle-mediated transport. Gene Ontology annotation, cellular component: cytoplasm; nucleus; TRAPP complex. Bases 138 to 569 code for a protein of 143 amino acids.
UCAAUGCACACACUAGAACACUGUAUCUAGUGUCUCUUCCUCUCACAACCCUUUCCCUUUAUUGCUUCUAUCCAGUGCGCGCGGGUGCAUCGAGAGCCACGUAGACCGUGAUAGUCCUCGACACUUCGCCGGUGAAAAUGAUCGUCUGCGUCGCCGUCGUCGGUCACCAGAACAAUCCGUUGUAUAUACAGAGCUUCACGGAGGCCGAUGAUGCUCUGAAGCUUCACCAUAUCGUCCAUUGCUCGCUCGAUGUGGUUGAUGAGCGAGUGAACAAUCCUAAAAAAUCUGGACCGAUGCUGAAUGAGACGUUUCUGGGGAUGCUUUAUCCUAUUGAAAAUUACAAAGUCUAUGGAUAUUUGACUAAUACAAAGGUCAAAUUUAUUUUGGUGACCACGGAUCUGGAUGUUAAAGAUGCAGAUGUAAGGAAUUUUUUCAGGAGAUUCCAUUCUGCAUAUGUAGAUGCAGUUUCAAAUCCAUUCCACGUGCCUGGUAAAAAGAUAACAUCCAGAACUUUUGCAGAAAGAGUGAGCACAAUUGUCAAGUCAUUUGGUUUUAGUUCGGCUGCGUAAACAUCAAAUAUUGGUGCUAGUAUUAUCCUUUUGUUGAUAUCUGGCACAAAACUUUUUUUUUUUAAUUUCUCCUUUUCCUUGUAAAUUUAGUAUUCCUUUGCAAUUGAACUUUGCAGUGGUAAAACAUUCUUAGGAACAUUUUCAACAGAAUUUUAUGUUCAUUGUUCCAUAUAUCAUAUUAAAAAUGAAUCUUCACAAUUGUUAUUU